Messenger RNA from Xenopus laevis (African clawed frog), 667 nucleotides. RefSeq lists its product as hypothetical. Gene Ontology annotation, cellular component: extracellular region. Lineage: Eukaryota; Metazoa; Chordata; Amphibia; Anura; Pipidae. The record is from RefSeq and is marked predicted. Gene Ontology annotation, molecular function: carbohydrate binding.
ACAGAACUCACAGCUCUACACACUCCCUGAGGAACAGGAGAGAAUGGCUUCUUGGUUUCCACUGCUGCUGCUUCUCGGUGCUCUGGCCGUUAGUAAUGUGCUGGAAGCUGCACAGGUCCGCUCUUCUUGCCCCAAUGGAUGGUUUUUUUACAAGGCAAAUUGUUAUGGGUAUUUCCGCUACCCCCUGAGCUGGGCUGAGGCUGAGUACGACUGCCAGGCAUACGGACAUGGGGCUCACUUGGCCUCAAUAUUGGACUCUGCAGAGGCAGACGUCAUUGCUUCCCAUAUCUCUGCCUACCAGAAGAACAAACCAGUGUGGAUUGGUCUCCAUGACCCUGAGCAGAAUCGUCGCUGGAAGUGGAAUGAUGGCUCCAUGUACAAUUACCGCUCGUGGCUCGCUGGGCAGCCGGACAACUACAAUUCAGCUGAGUACUGUGGGGAACUGUCCUGCAAGGAGGGCUUUGUGAAGUGGAAUGACAGUAACUGCAAGGAAGUCAAGCAGUACGUGUGCAAGUACAAGCCUUAGACGCCCAGCAACCAUCCCAAUCCAGGAACGUCUGAAGCCCCACCGAGGAGGACACUGAUGGGAGUGGAAAGCAGCUCAUGAGUGUGGCUUGUACUCAGCUCAUAUUGUGCAUUCAGGCUUCAAUAAAAUGUCACUAUCCAA